AAUAAUAAAUAAUAAAAACAUUAUAUUUUACGUAGUCAUUUCUACUGACAAAGGAAUUAUUAAACUUAGCGAAAUCAAAAAUGGAGGAACCAAAAUUUGGUUUGGAUACAGCACCACCAAAAUGUGUAAUAGUGUUUGCAAUUUUAUUAACAAUUCUACCACUUGUUGGUGCCUUGUUAUUAAGUUUAGCUGUUAAAAACUAUGCAUUAUGUUGGUUAAAAACAUUAAAAAUACCAUCGUAUGCACCACCAAGAUGGUCUGAAGCACCUGCAUGGACUAUAGUUUAUUGUGCAAUUGGUUAUGCAUCGUUUUUGGUAUACCGCGAAGGAAAUGGUUUUCGUGGAUGUGCCCAGAUACCGCUUACUUUAUACGUUGCCCAAUUAUUAUUAAAUUGGGGAUUCAUUCCAUUAUUUUUUGCUCGACAUAAAUUAAAAUGCAGUUUUUAUGAGAUUCUACUUUUGGAUAUAACCGCAACAACAUGUGCUGUUUCGUUUUACCUAAUUAAACCAAUAGCUGGUUUAUUAUUUAUACCAUAUAUUUUAUGGCAUGUGUAUGAAACUAUUGUAACAUACGCUAUCUAUCGUGAUAACUAUCAAAGUGGAUUAAAACGUUUAAUUAAUGAAGAAAUUCUAAAACCUGAAUUAAUUAUUGAUAAUGACAUGAAGAAAUAAUUAAUUGUUUUUUUAAAAUUGUUUAAAAUAAGUCAUAUUAAAUAAGCAUAGAGUAUAGUACUAUAAAUCAUU
Molecule: messenger RNA, 743 nt
Organism: Chrysoperla carnea
Lineage: Eukaryota; Metazoa; Arthropoda; Insecta; Neuroptera; Chrysopidae
Product: translocator protein-like
Exons: 3
Coding region: 81-671 (196 amino acids)
Cellular component (GO): mitochondrial outer membrane
Source: RefSeq, a predicted model, not a curated record